This is a messenger RNA of Pistacia vera, 1377 nucleotides long. RefSeq lists its product as uncharacterized. The record is from RefSeq and is a predicted model, not a curated record. The coding region runs from base 1 to 1377 and encodes 458 amino acids. NCBI's taxonomy places the organism in Eukaryota, Viridiplantae, Streptophyta, Magnoliopsida, Sapindales, Anacardiaceae. The transcript has 4 exons.
AUGCCAGUCAAAGCAGUUCCAAGGGGUAAGGGCAAACAGGUCGAUAGCAAAUUUGUGAAUGAGAAGGCUAGGCAGCUUUACGAAGUAGCAAUUCAAAGAAAAGACAAACGUUUUAUUGCUGAGAGAGGAUUGACCACUGUCAAUGCAGACGCGUGGAGCAAAGGGAGAGGUUGGGACAUCUUUCUACUUGAACCGAAGCAUUUAGCCAUAGAGCCAAUUGAGGUUUUUGAACUUGAUGGAGAAGACGGAUUUGAAGUUGCCAUUAGUAAUCAUCUUGAGAAAAAGAAGGCGGAGUUUGCCUUGAGUACUGAUUUGCAGGAAACUAUUGCAGCAUUGAAUGAUUCUUCAAAGUUACAGCAUCAGUCAGAUUUGAAGCCUCUCCCUAGUUACCUCAAGUAUGUGUUCCUUGGAGAUGGAGAAACAUUACCAGUGAUCAUCUCUAGCAAACUUAGUGCAUUGCAGGAAGAGAAACUUGUGCAGGUCCUUAAGGAGCAUAAGACGGCAAUUGGUUGGAAAAUUGCAAAUAUUAAAGGAAUUAGCCUGUCUACAUGCAUGCAUCGUAUCUUGCUUGAAGAAGGAGCAAAACCUUUCUGUCAACCGCAAAGAAGAUUGAACCCACCCAUGAUGGAUGUUGUGAAGAAAGAGAUCCUGAAACUUCUUGAAGUUGGAGUGAUUUAUCCCAUUUCGGAUAGCAAUUGGGUUAGCCCUAUUCAAGUGGUUCCUAAAAAGACCGGAAUAACUGCUGUGAAAAAUCAGAAUGAGGAGUUAGUUCCUACCUGUGUUCAAAAUGGGUGGCAGAUUGCGAUUGCUCCGGAGGAUCAAGAGAGGACGACUUUUACAUGCUCAUUCAGAACUUUUGCAUAUCGUCGCAUGCCCUUUGGUCUUUGCAACGCCCCAGCCAUUUCCAGACAUGUUGUUUCAUCUAAGGGCAUUGAGGUAGAUAAAGCCAAAGUUGACAUUAUUCAAUCUUUACCGUACCCCACUAGUGUGUGGGAAGUUCGUUCUGUUCUUGGACAUGCAGGUUUUUAUCGAAGAUUCAUUAAGGACUUCUUCAAAAUAGCACCCCUAUGUAAGUUGCUACAAAAGGAUGUGGUUUUUGAGCUCGAUGAGGCAUGUAAAGUGGCGUUUGACAAGCUGAAGGAACUGCUGACUUCUACCCCAAUUAUCCAGCCCCCUGACUGGAACAUUCCUUUCGAGAUAAUGUGCGACGCAAGUGAUUAUGCAGUAGGUGCUGUUUUGGGUCAAAGGAUUGGAAAAGCAUCUCAUGCCAUUUAUGAUGCUUCCAGGAUUUUGAAUCAUGCCCAGAGAAAUUAUUCCACCACUAAGAAAGAACUUUUAGCUGUUGUUUUUGCUUUAGAAAAUUUUCGAUCUUAUUAG